AUUCAUUCCAGUCAUUAAUUAGUUUCUAGGAUGGAUUUCUCGAUAAUCCAACCAUUAUUGGAUGGAAUCAACUACAAGGCAUAUGUAGUUGGGUUCUCCAUUGCAGUGUACUUCUUUGAGCAGUAUCUCAACUUGCGUCAGUACCGCCGUUAUCUCUUGACAGAACGCCCUAGCGACCUUGCCGACAUUGUGAGCCAGGAAGACUUUGCAAAAGCUCAGAGCUACAAUCUCGAGAAAUCCCAAUUUGGGUUUAUUGAAAACGCGUACAAACAGAUUGAAACUGUUGCCAUGCUUUCGUUGGACUUUUUACCAUUCAUUUGGGAUUUUUCUGGUCGAUUGAUGCUGUCUGUUGCUGCCUAUGGCCCAGAGUAUGAGAUUGUGCAGUCAAUUGUCUUUACCAUCCUUUUCUCGACCAUCUCUACCCUUUCAUCUAUGCCCUUCUCGCUUUACUCUACAUUUGUGAUCGAACAGCGCCACGGAUUCAACAAGCAGACCCUGGGUUUGUUCUUUAUGGAUGCUAUCAAGUCCCACAUUAUCAUGGUUGUCAUUAUGGUUCCUUUCUUGGGUGGAUUUUUGCGUAUCAUCCGUUCUACCGGUGACAACUUUUAUCUGUACAUUUGGGUGGCCAUGCUACUUUUCCAGUUUGUCAUGAUCAAUCUUUAUCCUACCUUGAUCCAGCCUCUGUUUAAUAAAUUGACUCCUCUUGAGGAUGGUGAUCUUAAGUCCAAGAUUGAAGCCUUGGCUGCCCGCAUCAACUUCCCCCUCAAGAAGCUCUAUGUUAUUGAUGGUAGCAAGCGUUCCAGCCACUCGAACGCCUAUUUCUAUGGUUUUGGCAAGAACAAGCACAUUGUUUUGUUUGAUACUCUGAUUGAUCACUCUAGCGAAGAAGAGAUCUGUGCUGUUCUUGCUCAUGAAUUGGGUCACUGGGCUAUGAGCCACACUCUUCGUAUUCUUGCUUCGAGCCAGAUGUAUUUGUUCCUUGUCUUCUGGCUCUUUUCGUUUGCGAUCCACAGCGAGCAUCUUUACCAUGACUUUGGAUUCAGCACCAUGCCUACUCUUAUUGGCUUUUUGCUUUUCCAGUUUGCAUUCUCUCCCUUGGAUAGUGUCAUCAACUUUUUAAUGCAUGUUUAUCAGCGCAAGAAUGAAUUUGAAGCAGAUGCCUAUGCUCUCAAGUUGGGCUAUGCUGCUACUCUUCGCAGUGCAUUGAUCAAGUUAAGUAUCAAGAAUCUCGGUGGUUUCAACAUUGAUCCCUGGUAUUCUGCUUGGAACCAUUCCCACCCCAGUCUCACCGAACGUCUCAAGGCAUUGGGCGUCGAACCUACUUCGGACACUCCAAUUACUCAAGAAGAGACAAAGAAAGAACAAUAGAUAUAUCUUCUAUAGUCUAUUGUCCGAAAAUGGAGAUAUAUAUAUAUAUGUAAUUAAUUAAUUAUAAUAUUUGAGAGUUGUUUAUUUUUAUUCUUAUUUUAUUUUAUAAUCAUAAUUAUAAUUAUAUACGCUGCAUAUAUUUUAUGAU
Molecule: messenger RNA, 1516 nt
Organism: Phycomyces blakesleeanus NRRL 1555(-)
Lineage: Eukaryota; Fungi; Mucoromycota; Mucoromycetes; Mucorales; Phycomycetaceae
Exons: 5
Coding region: 31-1368 (445 amino acids)
Biological process (GO): CAAX-box protein processing
Cellular component (GO): endoplasmic reticulum membrane
Molecular function (GO): metalloendopeptidase activity
Source: RefSeq, a predicted model, not a curated record